Molecule: messenger RNA, 2331 nt
Organism: Beta vulgaris subsp. vulgaris (sugar beet)
Lineage: Eukaryota; Viridiplantae; Streptophyta; Magnoliopsida; Caryophyllales; Amaranthaceae
Product: long chain acyl-CoA synthetase 4
Exons: 19
Coding region: 194-2173 (659 amino acids)
Biological process (GO): fatty acid metabolic process
Cellular component (GO): membrane; endoplasmic reticulum
Molecular function (GO): long-chain fatty acid-CoA ligase activity
Source: RefSeq, a predicted model, not a curated record
CUGUCACUUUCUCGUGCUUUGUCCACUUGCCACCAAAAAAAAAACUCCCUUAUAUACAUACAAACUUCUUCCUCCUCUUUUCCUUCUCCAUCCUCGUUUCCUUUCUCUGGACUAAAAACCACCAGAUUUAUUUCGCACUUUCUGGAAUUACUCCUCCGAAAUAGAGAGAAAAAAAACCUCGAAACUUUCAACAAUGGCGGAAACUAAGAAAUACAUCUACGAGAUCGAACCUGCGAAGCCAGAACAAGGCGAAAUUCCUUCUAUCGGACCUGCUUAUCGCAGUAUCUUCGCUAAAGAUGGAUUUCCUCAAACACCUGCAGGAAUGGAGACAUGCUGGGAUAUCUUUCGCAUGACUGUGGAGAAAUAUCCUAAUAAUCCGAUGCUUGGUCAUCGUGAGAUUGUGGAUGGGAAGCCUGGAGAAUAUGUGUGGACAACUUAUAAGGAGGUAUACGACGUGGUCAUAAAAUUGGGGAAUUCUAUACGUCAUUGUGGUGUUGGAGAGGGAGGACGUUGUGGUAUCUAUGGAGCAAAUUGUGCUGAGUGGAUCAUGAGCAUGGAGGCCUGCAAUGCCCAUGGACUCUAUUGUGUUCCUUUGUAUGACACUUUAGGUGCUGGUGCUGUGGAAUUUAUCAUUUCCCAUGCAGAAGUUUCAAUUGCAUUCGUAGAAGAAAAAAAGAUUCCUGAGCUGCUUAAAGCUUUGCAAAACACAUCGAAAUACUUGAAAACUGUGGUUAGUUUUGGGAAGAUCACACAUGAGCAGAAAGAAGCUGUUGAAAAACUUGGCAUGAUGAUGUAUGGUUGGGAUGACUUUUUGCAAUUGGGAGGUGAUAAACAAUAUGAUCUAGCGAAGAAGGACAAGAGUGAUAUCUGCACCAUUAUGUAUACGAGCGGAACAACUGGGGAACCAAAGGGUGUACUCAUAUCUAAUGAAAAUAUUAUUACUUUAAUUGCCGGCGUAAAUCGUUUCCUGGAAAGUUCGAAAGAAGAGUUGAGCAUGCAUGAUGUGUAUCUAUCAUACCUGCCUCUGGCUCAUAUCUUUGAUCGGGUGAUUGAGGAGUGCUUUAUCUCUCAUGGUGCACGUAUAGGCUUUUGGAGAGGGGAUGUCAAGUUAUUACUUGAGGAUAUUGGAGUGUUAAAGCCGACAGUUUUCUGUGCUGUUCCUCGUGUUUUGGACAGAAUUUAUUCAGGUUUGCAAGAGAAACUUCGUGCAGGUGGUUUGCUGAAACGUACACUUUUUGGCUUUGCAUACUCACGCAAAUUCAACAACAUGAAGAAGGGUACCAAGCAUUCAGACGCAGCUCCCAUAUUUGACAAAAUUGUAUUUAGCAAGGUGAAGGAAGCGUUGGGGGGGAAAGUGAGACUAAUACUAUCUGGAGCUGCCCCUCUAGCUAGUCAUGUAGAAACAUUCUUACGUGUUGUAGCAUGCUGUUAUGUUUUACAAGGCUAUGGUUUGACCGAAACCUGUGCGGGAUCAUUUGUUUCACUGCCCAACGAGGUUCAGAUGAUUGGGACAGUUGGCCCUCCAGUAGCAAAUAUAGAUGUACGCCUUGAGUCGGUCCCUGAAAUGGGAUACGACGCUCAUGCUAGCACACCGCGUGGAGAAAUCUGUAUCAAGGGAAAAACCCUCUUCAAGGGAUAUCACAAACGAGAAGACCUCACUAAGGAAGUCAUGACUGAUGGAUGGUUCCACACAGGUGAUGUUGGAGAGUGGCAGCCAGAUGGAAGUAUGAAAAUCAUUGACCGUAAAAAGAACAUAUUUAAGCUUUCACAAGGCGAGUAUGUUGCAGUUGAGAACUUGGAGAAUAUCUUUGGCCUUUGCUCUGCCGUUGAUUCGAUUUGGAUUUAUGGGAAUAGUUUCCAAUCGUUCCUUGUUGCCGUUGCUAAUCCCAAUCAGGGUGCACUUGAGCGUUGGGCUCAAGCAAACGAGAUAGACGGGGAUUUCAAGACUCUGUGUGAAAACCCCAAAGCAAAAGAAUACAUACUCGGAGAGCUCGCAAAGAUUGGAAAGGAGAAGAAGCUUAAAGGCUUUGAGCUUAUCAGAUCCAUUCAUCUGGAUCCCAUGCCCUUUGAUAUUGAAAGGGACCUUCUUACCCCAACCUAUAAAAAGAAGAGGCCACAAAUGCUCAAGUACUAUCAGAGUAUUAUUGAUGACAUGUACAAGGCUACAAAGUAAUCCACACACUCGAAGAUCAGCAAUUUUGUUAACUUUCAGUUCAACUCACUUUGUGCUAUUUGAUUGCGUCCUCUUACCCAUUGUACAGACGUUUAUGUGUUCAUCUGCAGAUAAAAUUUACAGGUUUUUUCAAUUAUAUUAUAGUGGAAAUUUAAUUU